This is a messenger RNA of Paramecium sonneborni, 1081 nucleotides long. The record is from the annotation of a GenBank genome assembly. Lineage: Eukaryota; Ciliophora; Oligohymenophorea; Peniculida; Parameciidae.
AUUCAACAAAAUGACUGACACAGGUUUUGAAUGCUACCUUUGUAUGAAAUUAGCUAUUAAAGCUUAAAUAUGCGAAAAGUGUGGUUCUAUGUACUGUAAGACAUGCCUCAAAGAAAUCUUUGGUAAAAAUUUUGAAUGUGUUUAAUGUUAAUCUAAAUCAUUCAGAUCUGUUAAAAAAUCAGCAUUAUCAGAAGCAUAUGAUGAAAUACUCACUAAGUCUCAAAUAGUAAAACCUAAAAAAGUUGCUAAACCUGUUCCUAAACUUCCUUAAAUAGAAAAUAAGACCUAAUAAAUAUACUUAAAAGAAAAAUGUAUUAAUUUUGAGGUUUGUUAACAAAAUAUCAAUUAAAUAUAUAAAAAUGAAUAAGUAUGUAGCCCAGAGUGUUUGUUUUUAUUAAAACUAUUUCCAUUAGUGGAAUAAUAAGAUUUUGCUUAAAUUAGAAAAGAAAUUAUUAAUUUAGAAUAAUCUAUUAAAAAUAAAUAACCAAUUCAAAUAUUUUAACAAAUAGCUUAACCCAUUUAAUAAGUUGAUGUUGGUGUUACAAAUUUUGUUUUUGAUAAAUGUGGACCAGGAAUAGUAAUUAAAUAUUCAACUAUAACUUUGGUAGAGGAAGAAUAUACAUUUAAAACUGUUACCAGUUCUAAAGGUUUUCAAAAUGGCAUUCAUUUUUGGAAAAUCAAUCCUUUACCUAUGACAAAAAACGAAAUGAAAAUUGGAAUAUCAACAUCUGAUAAAUAUGAUCUCAAAACUGCUUUUUCUGAUUACAAUUUUGGAUAUGCAUACUACACAGUAGGCUAAUUUAGAAAUGGAAGCAAUUCUAAUGUAUAAUAAAAAUAAAUAUAGGGAUUUGAAUAUGGCGUUAAAUUUAAAAACAGCGGUGAAGUAGGGAUAUUAUUAGAUAUGAAUAGAGGAUUAUUGGCAUUUUCAUACAAUGACAAUUUUUUAGGUAAAGCUAUUUGUUCAGAUCAAUUAAAAAAAGGUCCUAUUUAUCCUUGUGUAGCUUUAUUGCAUUAAGCUGGGUUUGAAUUUAAAUGCGGUAUACCUAUUCCUUAAAAUUUACUUGAAUAGUUUUUAAAAUGA